Varroa destructor (honeybee mite) is the source of this 2939-nucleotide messenger RNA. RefSeq names its product sphingomyelin phosphodiesterase-like. Gene Ontology annotation, molecular function: acid sphingomyelin phosphodiesterase activity. Gene Ontology annotation, cellular component: lysosome. Gene Ontology annotation, biological process: sphingomyelin catabolic process; ceramide biosynthetic process. Lineage: Eukaryota; Metazoa; Arthropoda; Arachnida; Mesostigmata; Varroidae. The record is from RefSeq and is a predicted model, not a curated record.
UAAGCGCGCAUUGAAUCCUGUGUAGACAACGGUGUGUGACUGUAGUCUGCUGCUACUACUGCAAAUAACAGUGGUCGUAAUAGUAAAAAAAAGUUCUCUAUCAGUUAGUUGGUUACAAUUUCUAUCAACUGCCAGUUACAAGAAUAGGAAACGCUCUACAGUACCAGGUGCAAGCAGUAUAUUUUUAACCCACUCUUGCCUGCUGGUACUACCACUACCUUUACGACGCUGUCAGCGAGCUCACGUUUCUCUCAAGGGCACGCUUUUCCGUUGCCUGGACAAUCUUCGGCUGGUUCAUGCCUCGUCUGUGAUUAUUAUAUGCUCUCGUAUGACCGCCAUAACUUGUUAACUCCGUACGCGUUCUUGGCCAGAAAGCGCUGAACUCAGUAAACUCAAAAUAUGAAUUCCCAUUUGACCGAGAGUGGCUCAAUAAAAACAGUCUCGACGAGAGUAAGCGACUCAACGAUGACCUCAAAGAUAAUAGGAGCAAACGCGGACGGUGACGGAGGCAACCACGGUCUCAUGGUCAAAGGCUUCAUGAUUUUACUGCUCACUGUAGUAAUUCUGGGCAUCAUUAUUGGUGGUUUGUUGUAUGUUGGGAGCGCGUUUAAGAGAAGCGAGGCCCAUACGUCUGACUGUAACGACGUAAUAUGUGCAAAGACAGCCUUUGCUUUUGAAAAUAUUCUCGGCAACAAUGCCACCGACGUCGAACUCUGUGCUCAAUGUGAAGCUGCGAUGAGAGCUCUUCGACACUACGGCUAUGAUCACGUUAUCGACAAGCUGAAGGCGAUAUGCAUAGCAAAAAUGAGCUUCUACAACGAAGAAACUUGCCUUAGUAUGAUCGAUAUGUACAAGGAUGAAAUGCGGUACCUUCUGUAUCAACUAAAAGUUCCGGACACAGAGUUCUGCAGAUUCGUAACCGGGUGCGGGCAAUAUAACGAUUCGUUAUAUAGGUGGAAGUUCGACGUGUUCACAAAUCAAUUUGAAGCGUACACUCAGAUUGAUGUCUUCCCUGAGGCAUCGCCUUUCGCUGUUCUUCAUCUGGCCGACCCGCACGUCUCAUUUGAGUACCGUGUUGGAGUCGCCUAUAGUUGUAGAGAAGAGCUUUGUUGCACAAACAGACAGAUGACUCCGGUGACGAAUAUGUCAGCUGAAGAUUCAGGUCCUUAUGGUGAACCUCGAAAGACAGGUCUCUACGGACGCUGCGAUCUGCCCGUAAGGACACUUCGAAGCGCACUUAAGAGUGCUGCCAGUCUCAAAUUCGACUUUGUUUACAUCACUGGCGAUUUCAUCCCACAUACAAGCUUUAACUUUUCGUUUAGUCGAGUGAUAUAUGAAAUCACAGAGCAAACAAGGAUUAUAAACGAGGCCCUACCAAAUAAAGACAUUUAUGUUUCUAUUGGUAAUCACGACGAUUAUCCUUCCUUCCUAUUUCCCACGGAUCGUAUGGUGGCAGGCAAGUACUCCUCUGAUCGGUUAUAUUAUGCCCUAUGGAAAAUUUGGGGUGACAAAUGGAUACCGACUGAAGCUAAAGACACGUUCUUAAAAGGUGGCUUCUAUACGGCCUCCAUUAGUCCAGGAGUUCGACUAUUUUCGUUGAACACUAACUACUGCUACAAACUAAAUUGGUGGCUCGCAGUCGAUCCAGAGGAUCCUGAGGGUCAACUGCGCUGGUUGGACGAAGGGCUGGCCGAAGCUGCCCGCAUGAAAGAGAAAGUUCACAUCAUAGGCCAUAUUCCACCUGGUACCAAAGAAUGUCACUCAGAAUGGGCCACAGCCUACCAGAAAAUUAUAUCGAAACACAGUCAAAUUAUAAACGGCCAAUUCUUCGGCCAUAUGCAUUGGGACCAGUUUACUGUCGAUUGGUCUGUCGAAGAUGACCCGAAGAAGCAAUCAAUUCCUACGGGUGUACAAAUAUCAUCGCCAUCGAUUACAACCUACAUGACAGGAUACCCUUCCUACAGGAUUUUGAAGUUCGACAAAUUCGGGGGUCUCGAGGAUAUAGACACGUACAUGCUAAACAUUACAGCCCUCAAUAAGAAAUUCCUUGCUCGAACUAAGGGCUUCGAUAGAAGGGCGCUUGACAAAGCUGUCCAAGAACUUGACCGCAACGAUAAGUCAUAUCGGUUUUGGCAAAAGAUGUACAGUACACGCGCGGCAUAUGGGCUUAAGGAUCUGUCACCUAAUAGCUUCGCGGACCUUAUAGAGCGAUUUGCGAAGAACGAUAGUCUUCUCGAAUUUUACUACAGAGCAUUGUAUCAGUUCCACGAAGAACCAAGUAACGUGCAUUGCAGUAAGGGCGUCUGCACAACAAACUAUUACUAUCGCACUGGUUUAGAACACUACGUUACCUGUGAGCAGAACUCGUAUGGCUCGACGAAGUUUACCGAAUGCGAGAAAGCGGUCGGCGAAAUUAUUAGUUGAAUCUGCCGGCCGGCCUGUCUGUUAGGCUCCUUAGCGACCUGCCGUAAUAAGCGCAGAUGAUGUAAAACCAUUUGCGGUAGUUUAGGUGGAAGGUAUUUGCUCUACGAUGACAUGAAGAAAUAGUUUUUUUUUUCUUUAACAACACAAGGAAGCGUUCAAUUGUAUGUGCAAUUAUGCUCGUAGUCGAAAAACCCAAUGAUACAAUAAUGUAAAACUCCCCACAAGGGUUUAUACUUCAGCCUUGCGAUAACCAGUCGCGAGAAACUAAAUGGUUUGAAAAACCAGGAUCGCAGACGUGAUAUUUAUUCCUUCAAGCCAAUAAAACCUCUAACUGACUCCGAGCGCUUCGUCAUUAUAAACGGACCGGUCCAUUGUUGGCCGUCGCCAUUGCAAAGGUGGUUUACCUGACGACGUCCUAACGUUAUCAUAUUUUUAGACAAAUCUAGCAAACAUUGCUCGCACCGAUGUUUUUUACAUCGAUUUGUAUUCGCAAUCUCGAUAGCCGGAGAGUUGCA